AUGUCAAGUAUGACUCAUAAACCAACUAAUUUAUCACAUAAUGAAGCAGCUGCUAUACCACUUGUUUUUCUUACAGCUUAUACAGCUUUACAUGAUUGGGGUGGUUUUAUAGAUGAUCAUACAAAUAAUCAAAAAAUACUUAUUAUUGGUGCAUCUGGUGGUGUUGGUCAUAUAGCAUGUCAAAUUGCACGAGCAAUGAAUAAAUAUAUCGUUGGAAUAUGUUCAAGUCAAAAUAUUGAAUUUGUUAAAGAAAUGGGUGCAAAUGAAGUAAUUGAUUAUACAAAAAAUGAUAUUGUUAUGGCAAGUAAACAAUAUGGACCAUAUGAUAUUAUUCUUGAUUGUGUAGGUGGAAUUGAAUUUAUUCCAUGUCUUAAUUCAGAUUUUCUUCAAUCAAAUCAAUCAAUUUAUUUAACAAUUGUUGGUGAUAAAACAUCAUGA
Messenger RNA from Rotaria sp. Silwood1, 438 nucleotides. NCBI's taxonomy places the organism in Eukaryota, Metazoa, Rotifera, Eurotatoria, Philodinida, Philodinidae. The record is from the annotation of a GenBank genome assembly.